This is a messenger RNA of Synchiropus splendidus (mandarinfish), 1093 nucleotides long. Its product is annotated as regulator of G-protein signaling 5-like. The record is from RefSeq and is a predicted model, not a curated record. Lineage: Eukaryota; Metazoa; Chordata; Actinopteri; Syngnathiformes; Callionymidae. Bases 119 to 670 code for a protein of 183 amino acids. The transcript is spliced from 5 exons.
UCUGGAGGCGUCCAGUGGGGGGCGCUGCCUCGGCGGCGGGCCCCUCAUCAGGGGGUGUAUAAAAGGCCUGGAGUGUGGGAGCUGCGUCAGAGCGCAGAGGAGCCUGGCAGCUGUCGACAUGUGUAAAGGACUAGCAGCGUUACCACAGUCCUGCCUGGAGAGGGCGAAGGAGAUCAAGAGCAAGUUGGGAGUCCUGCUGCAGAAGCCGGACAGCGGCGUCGACCUCAUCGUGCCAGCGGCAGAGAAGCCGGAGAAGAAGCCAGAGAAGCUGGUCAGACCUUCAGCAGAGGAAGCUGCUCAGUGGCGCGAGAGUCUGGAGCGAGUGCUGAACCACCGCUAUGGCGUGGCUGCCUUCCGAAGUUUCCUCCAGUCGGAGUUCAGCGAGGAAAACAUCGAGUUCUGGUCGGCCUGCGAGGACUUCAAGAGGAUCCACAACCCCAGCAAGAUGGCCGCCAAGGCCAAGAAGAUCUACGAAGACUUCAUCCAGUCCGAGGGCCCCAUGGAGGUGAACAUCGACCACUUCACCAAGGACGUGACCCUGAGGAACCUGGUGGAGCUCUCGCCGUCCGCCUUCGACCUGGCGCAGAAGAGGAUCUUCGCUCUGAUGGAGAAGGAUUCCUUCGGCCGCUUCCUCCGCUCCGCGCAGUACCAGGAGCUUCUGGUCCACUAGUGCGGAGCGCGGGCGCCCGGAGGGGGCGGGGCCUAAACCUCAUGUAACCGCUUUAAUCAUCGUGUGUGUGUGUGUGUGAAAGUGCAGGGGCAGAAGAGACUGGCGGCCGUGACUCGCUCCCACCUGGAGCUCCACCAGCCUUGACACGCCGACUCCAGAGCUCGCGUCUUUUCAGUCAUGCCAAUGACGAAGACAUGUGGGAUCCGGAGCCAGAGUGGAGCGGUCCAGGUGAGGGGGCGGAGCUCCGGUGGGCAGGUCUCGCCCAGUGUCUCCUCGGCAGGUCCUCCUCCUCGUGGCUCGUGUCACCUUCUGUAACCCGCCUGCCGCUCGCCGCCGCCGCCGUGACGCGGAUCCACCAGUCCGACGUCCCAGGCCGCGAGGCGCCUGCUGUCAGCCAUAUAUAAACGCUACUGCUGCACGCCA